Melospiza melodia melodia is the source of this 1931-nucleotide messenger RNA. It is a transcript of the gene SPRY2, whose product is annotated as sprouty RTK signaling antagonist 2. Bases 209 to 1144 code for a protein of 311 amino acids. NCBI's taxonomy places the organism in Eukaryota, Metazoa, Chordata, Aves, Passeriformes, Passerellidae. The transcript has 2 exons. Gene Ontology annotation, cellular component: cytosol; membrane. The record is from RefSeq and is a predicted model, not a curated record. Gene Ontology annotation, biological process: negative regulation of fibroblast growth factor receptor signaling pathway; negative regulation of Ras protein signal transduction; animal organ development.
UUUUUACGUGGUGAUCAUUCUUUCUCUAAUUUGCAAGUUGGACUAAAGCAGAGUUUGGAAAAGAAUUUUUUUUUGCUUUAGGGCUGGAUUUAUUUGCAAACCGCAGGAAGAAGAAAAUACAAGAGAGAGAGGGGUUUGGUGCAGCGCCGCGAUCACGGAUUUCAGAUGUGUUCUAAGCCUGGCGGGGUGAGCAAGCUUCUGGGCACUGAUGGAGACUCAGCACGGCAGUGGGUCGCAGCCCUUACUACAGGCUCGGCGUGACAGUGGGCGGCCGCACGGGGAGCCCGACCUGCGGGAUGUCCUGAUGCAGCAGGUCCACGUCUUGUCCUUGGACCAGAUCAGAGCCAUCCGAAACACUAAUGAAUACACGGAGGGACCUACGGUGGCUCCGCGGCCGGGGGUCAAGUCUUCUCCUCGGGUAACAGCCCAACCCAAAAAUGAAAGGCCCCACGGCUUGCCUGAGCAUCGCCAUUUCGGCCGGAUCCAGCACGCGCAAACGCACGCAUCUCCUCGAGCGCCUCUGUCCCGGUCCAUCAGCACAGUCAGCACGGGCUCACGGAGCAGUACGAGGACAAGUACGAGCAGUAAUUCCUCAGAGCAAAGACUUCUGGGAUCAUCUUCGGGGCCAGUUGCUGAUGGGAUAGUCCGGAUGCAGCCCAAGUCUGAGCUCAAGCCGAGUGAGCUGAAGCCACUGAGCAAAGAAGACUUGGGAGCACACAGCUACAGGUGUGAGGACUGUGGAAAGUGUAAGUGUAAGGAGUGCACUUAUCCAAGGACCCUGCCCUCAUGCUGGAUCUGUGACAAGCAGUGUCUUUGCUCAGCCCAGAACGUGGUUGAUUACGGGACUUGUGUUUGCUGUGUGAAGGGCCUCUUCUAUCACUGCUCUAACGAUGAUGAGGACAACUGUGCUGACAACCCCUGCUCCUGCAGUCAGUCACAUUGCUGCACUAGGUGGUCCGCCAUGGGUGUAGUGUCCCUCUUUCUGCCUUGCUUGUGGUGUUACCUACCAGCCAAGGGUUGCCUUAAGUUGUGCCAGGGCUGUUACGACCGGGUAAAUCGGCCUGGGUGCCGCUGCAAACACUCCAACACCGUUUGCUGCAAAGUUCCCAGCGUACCCCCCAGGAACUUUGAAAAACCAACAUAGCAUCGCUAGCCAGAAAUACUAAAGUAACAAGGAUUAUUAUUUUAACGUACAUAUGCAACCAACUAAGCAGCUAUGGUCUUGGCACUGUAGUAGAAGGGUUGGGGAUGUACUUUGCUGUUUGCAGUGAAAUGCUUUUCUGUGUGUGUGCCAUCUUAAGUGAUACGCUUGUUAGAAUCCAGCUAGUGGCAUACAGGGGAAAAAAAGGGAUGCAGUACAUUGUGACCCACAUAUUGCAUAAGCUAAAGCAACACAGACACUCCUAGGCAACUCUAUUGUUUGUGAAUAGUACUUGCAAAAUUUGUAAAUUAGCAAAUGACUCCUUUUUUUUCAUUGUUUUCUGCCAGAGAUAAUGUGCUAUAUUUUUGUAUAUACAAUAAUAUUUUCAACUGUGAAAAGUAAGUGCUGUCAUAAGACAUGGCACAGUCACAAAAUAUUAUACUAAUAUGUUGUACAUUCGGAAGAAUGUGAAUCAAUCAGUAUGUUUUUAGAUUGUAUUUUGUCUUACGGAAACCUUCUAUUACAAGACUUUGAUUUCCCUUUGGACUUCAUGUAUAUUGUACAGUUACGGUAAAAUUCAGCCUUUAUUUUCUAAUUUUUUCAACAUAUUGUUUAGUGUAAAGAAUAUUUAUUUGAAGUUUUAUUAUUUUAUAAAAAGAAAUAUUUAUUUUAAGAGGCAUCUUACAAAUGUCACCCCUUUUUAUGAGGACGUCAUGGUUGCUGCAAAUAAGGGGUGAAUGAUGCAUAUGUUCACUAUAAAAUAGAAAAUAUAUUAACGUUUGAAAUUAAA